UCCUCUGAUUUCCAUUUUUCUCUUUCUUUGAGACUUGCUAGAACAUUUAAAAAAUGGAAUUUUCAAUCCUGAUUUCCCUCGUUUUCCACGUGCUGUUAUUAUUUUCUACGGCGAAAUCCGAUCCGAGAAUCUCCGAAGCGGCGCAUGUCUGCGACAAGACCCUGCAUUCUCCGACGAGUAAUUUCAUCCCCAAUUUCGUAACCCUAAUGCAGGCGAUCUCCGACCAGAUCAACCGGAACCAGUGGGGAGAGGCAAACGUAACCUCGCCGCCGCCGGAGAUCUACGCCUUCGCGCAGUGCCACGACGAUCUCUCGCCGUCCGAUUGCUCGGCCUGCUUCGCCGCCUCCCGGACGAUGCUCCCGAAAUGCCUCCCCUCCGUCUCGGCGCGGAUCUUCCUCGACGGCUGCUUCCUCCGCUACGACAACUACAGCUUCCACGGCGAGUCCGUCGGCGUCGACGGCGCCGGCGACGACCGCGACGUAUCCAAGUGCGGGCCGCCCAGCGCCGUCGCCGGCGACGAGUUCCUGCGGUCGGAGUUCGCGAAGAAAGUGAAGGAUGUGGUCGGGGUUUUGGCGGAGACGGCGGCGAUAAACGGCGGGUUCGCCGUCGGCGAGGACAGGGGAGGGGUCGCGGACGUGUACGCGAUGGCGCAGUGCUGGAAGACUGUUGAGAAGGAGGACUGCCGGCGGUGCCUCAGGGCUGCCGGAGAUCGGAUCGGAGAGUGUCCGCCGGCGGCGGAGGGUAGGGCGAUGUUCGCCGGGUGUUAUUUGAGGUACUCCACGGAGAGGUUCUUUCAAGUUAGUGCAAAGCACGAGGAAGAACUAGAUUCGGCCACAGUUUCAAUGAUCAUAGCAGGAGUUCUCUCUGCCUUGGCCUUCGUGCUGCUGACUUUGACUGGUGCCUACUUUGGUUUGAAAACAGUUUCAUCAAAUAAGAAAGAAGAUUUCCAAACCGAAAUUCCGACUGCCUUGCAAAACUCUAGAUUGAAUUUCAAGUACGAAAUGCUCGAGAAGGCCACCGAUUUCUUCGACGCUUCGAGGAAGCUAGGCCAAGGUGGUGCUGGCUCUGUGUUCAAAGGGAUUCUCCCAGAUGGGAGAAUUGUUGCUGUUAAAAGACUCUUCUUUAAUACAACCCAAUGGGUAGAUGAGUUCUUCAAUGAAGUGAACCUCAUUAGUGGGAUUGAACACAAGAACCUUGUUAAGCUUUUGGGUUGCAGUAUUGAAGGCCCAGAGAGCCUUCUGGUAUACGAAUUUGUGCCCAACAAAAGCCUUGAUCAAAUCAUUUUUGAUAAGAAGAACCCGGCCAAUGUUUUAAGUUGGCAGCAGAGAUUUAAUAUCAUAAGCGGGACAGCUGAAGGGCUUGCAUAUCUCCAUGGAGGUUGUGGGGUGAAGAUAAUCCAUAGAGACAUAAAAACCAGCAACAUUCUCCUCGGUGAGAAUCUCAACCCGAAAAUAGCAGAUUUCGGCCUUGCUCGAUCUGUUGCAACUGAUAGGACUCAUAUUAGCACAGGGAUUGCAGGAACAUUGGGAUAUAUGGCGCCGGAAUAUCUUGUCCGAGGGCAACUGACAGAUAAGGCUGAUGUUUAUGCCUAUGGAGUGCUGAUUCUUGAGAUAGUGAGUAGUAGAAAGAAUAGUGCUUUCACGUUGGGGUCGAGCUCAGUUUUGCAUUCUGUUUGGAAACUUUACAAGGCAAACAAGGUUGUCGAAUCCGUUGAUCCGGCUCUGAAAGACGAUUUCCCUGCCGAAGAAGCAUCAAAUGUGCUCCAAAUUGGCCUUUUGUGCACACAAGCUUCUGUUGCACUAAGACCAUCUAUGUCUGAAGUAGUUCAAAUGCUAAGUGACAGAGAACAUGAAAUUCCCUUACCAAUGCAACCUCCAUUCUUGAAUGCUAGCAUACUGAAUCCGGAUGACUCGAGGGAAAAUACAGCUCAAGAAUCCGCUGUUUAUACUGCGAAUUCCAAUACUAUUUAUGAAUCAAUGUGUGAAUUAACAGUCACAUCUAAGCCAAGUUAGGACCAAAAAAUUAACUUUUGUACUUCAGUGGGUGAUGAUAUUAGAGUGAGA
Molecule: messenger RNA, 2063 nt
Organism: Morus notabilis
Lineage: Eukaryota; Viridiplantae; Streptophyta; Magnoliopsida; Rosales; Moraceae
Product: cysteine-rich receptor-like protein kinase 42
Exons: 6
Coding region: 54-2012 (652 amino acids)
Biological process (GO): protein phosphorylation
Molecular function (GO): ATP binding; protein kinase activity
Source: RefSeq, a predicted model, not a curated record